Molecule: messenger RNA, 1465 nt
Organism: Dicentrarchus labrax (European seabass)
Lineage: Eukaryota; Metazoa; Chordata; Actinopteri; Moronidae
Gene: gtf2h3
Product: general transcription factor IIH, polypeptide 3
Exons: 13
Coding region: 197-1099 (300 amino acids)
Biological process (GO): regulation of DNA-templated transcription; nucleotide-excision repair
Cellular component (GO): transcription factor TFIIH core complex; transcription factor TFIIH holo complex
Source: RefSeq, a predicted model, not a curated record
GAAAAUGGCUGUAUUUAAAAAAAAAUAAUAAUAAUUUUCAGUUUCUACUCAAUUAUAAAGUGUCAGAAUAAUCAGAUUUAAACAUGUGUGUGAAGCUUCAGGUCAGAGAUGGAAGCUAACAGGAGAUAAAGCUGCAGGACAACAACACUUCGCACUUUUUGGUCCCUCUUCGUCUCAAGCAGGAAUAUCUGCCGCGAUGGCAUCGGAGGAUGAAAUCAAUCUGCUGGUCAUCGUCGUGGAUGUAAAUCCGAUUUGGUGGGGCCAGCAAGCUCAGCGAGAGCCAGAGUUCACCCUUUCAAAGUGUCUGGAUGCAGUUAUGGUGAUGGGGAACGCCCACAUGGCCAUGACCAGGACAAACAAGCUGGCUGUCAUCGCCAGCCACUGUCAAGACAGUCACUUCCUGUAUCCCAGUAAGAGCUGGCGAGGCGGGGACAGCGGUGCUGAGGAUGCAUCCUCCAGCGGGGAUGGAAAAUAUGAACUCCUGUCAAUCGCUAAUAACCUUAUUGCUGAAGAGAUCAGGAAUGUUAUGUCAAAAACUGAAGUGAGGGGAAAUUCAACUGAUACUUUGUUGGCUGGAUCCCUUGCCAAAGCUCUCUGCUAUAUUAACAGAGUCUCUAAAGACAAUGAAGUUGGACGGGAUACAAAAUCAAGACUAUUGGUGAUAAAAGCAGCCGAGGACUGCGCCCUCCAGUACAUGAACUUCAUGAAUGUCAUUUUUGCUGCCCAGAAGCAGAACAUCCUGAUAGAUGCCUGUGUGUUGGACUCAGACUCAGGUCUCCUUCAGCAGGCUUGCGAUAUAACUGGAGGAUUGUACCUCAAGAUACCACAGAAACUUGCUCUGGCACAGUACCUUUUGUGGGUGUUCCUGCCUGACUCUGAGCAGCGUUCACAGUUGGUGCUGCCACCGCCUGCACACGUGGACUACAGAGCGGCGUGUUUCUGCCACCGUAACCUCAUCGAGGUCGGUUAUGUGUGCUCGGUUUGUCUGUCAAUAUUCUGCAACUUCAGUCCCAUCUGUACAACUUGCGAGACUGCCUUCAAAAUCCAACUACCACAGAUGGUCAAGCCCAAAAAGAAGAAACUCAAGCAAUCUACGUGAUUUUUGCUGGGGAUACACAAAUGUAGUGAAUUUAGUUUCCUUUUUGAUAUUCAAAUUACACCAUUUUGUUUGUUGGUGAUCUGUAACAAGCUUCAGUGACAUCCUGGAAAUGCCUUUGUGGGAAGCAGAGACAUAUGAACAUGUUGACUUCACUAACAUUGACUGUCUUUACAUGCGCACGUAAGCUGAUGCUUUACCCAACUGUUGUCAGAAUAGUACUUAAUAAUUCCAGGUUAAUUUAGUUAAUGAUGCUAAACACAGAUAAUCCACUCAGGCUAUGUAUAAAUGACUUAUUGCUUUUGAUAAAAUGUAAGAUGGAGAAUUUUUGGGAUGUAAAGUUUUUUUAUAAUAAAUGUUUGUCACACA